Molecule: messenger RNA, 1311 nt
Organism: Suillus subalutaceus
Lineage: Eukaryota; Fungi; Basidiomycota; Agaricomycetes; Boletales; Suillaceae
Exons: 6
Coding region: 1-1311 (436 amino acids)
Source: RefSeq, a predicted model, not a curated record
AUGCCCCUGACAAGUGAUGAGAUAGCAGCUAUCAUGUCUAAUACCAAUAAUUCGCUCCCUAAUCUCCCGCCUGGUCUCCCGCCCCCCACGUCUGAUCCCCUAUUGCGUCAGCUUUCCGAAUCACGCUCCCCGCUCCCUGAUUUCCUGCCCCCCACGUCUGAUCCCCCAUUGUGUCAGCCUUCUGAAGCACGCUCCCCGAGUCCUGAGAGGUCAGAGCCACUGCGCGAGGCCAAUUCAUCCAGCUGGGCAGCACAGAACCCAACACGAAGCAUUAUCCGCCCUCGGAUGCCACCACCUCGACUAACAGAUGCACAAAAGGCAUCUCGAAAGAUCAAGAGGGACCAGAGGACUGAGAGAACGAAGCACUUACAUAACGCAGUCGCUGAAUACCUGGACGAACAGAAAACAAAGAUUGAAGCACUCUCUCGGGCUCACCACAUUACACCCAAGCAAAUCAACGACAUCAUCGGCAGUCAGACACAUUAUCGCACCACACGUAAGAGUCAAUUGAUCCAUGCACUUAUUCAUGCCAAGGCAAAAGAGGUCAAUGCAGACCUACCCACAGGCUCUCGAUACUCGAUGGCCGAACUGCGCGAGAUGGUUGUGACUGACCCCAACACAGAAAACCUGACACGGGAACAAAAGGAGGCUUACAUUGCAGCUCUUGAGGAGCAUCGCGAAAGAAAAGUUGCCGGUGUUCGGGCUCAUAAUCUGGCAGCUGCGCGAGAUGUUGUAGCCACGACGGAUAGGAUCGUCAAAGAGAUGAUCUACGAGUUCGGGCAGGUGUCUAUGGAACGCUCUUUGUCGUCCGCGGUCACAUCAACGACACCCAUUCAAAGCGUGAUGCACGGCACGGAUAAUUCUGAAGAUUUUUGGAGGAUGCAAUACAAACAAUGGGCGUGCACCCAGAAUCAAAAUCUCAAUGAACGUGACUCUUUGGGAGCUGUAAGAAAGCAAGUAUGCAAGAUGAUCCUCCAGGGCCUAGUUGCCAUGACAGGCAAAAAAGAUAUCGCGAUGAAUUACAGUAACUACGAAACAUCCGUCGUUGAAACAUACGGAGUGCGGCUUGUGGGCUGGCCCCAUGGUGUCAAGUUCGUUAACCCUUCGAAUAUUGGGACCGUCGGUGAUAUUCGCAAGCUCCGGGAUGCUCUCAAGACACGUACAUGCUACUGGGCUGCUUUAUCACCAGCAGAGGUCAAGACUCACGCGUCCGAGCUUGAUACACGCCGUUCAGCCGGGGAAGCCGUUCGGAAGCCCCGAAAAAAACGUUCAGAUGCUGGAGUCCCUCGGAAGCGUAAAGGUGGGGCCUAG